UUAUAACAAACUUUUAACUCCCCAAACUCCACAUCUGUCUGCAAAACAACCAUGGAACCACCAGCAAUUCCGGUAGAAGAAUUGACCUCCGGCGCCAGUAACCGCAUCAUUCCGGUCUGCCGGAACCUCCACCGAUCAUUCUUCUCCUCCGCCUCCGUCCGCCGUGCUCUCAUCUUCCUCCAAUCAAUCAUCCUCUCGCUCGUUCUCCACCUCCGUAACUGUCAACAGCGCCAUCGCCGGCCUUCUCCUCCGUCGUCUCCGUCAUCGUCUUCUUCAUCUAAGCAGAAUUUUCUGUUCCGACGGAGAGAAAUUGAAGAGGAUGUACUCAGGCGAAGAGCUCUCGCGGAGGAUGUUCCGAUGCUGACGUCAUCCGUUGAGGAUGGUGACGUCAGCACGUUUUUGUUUUACGGUACCGGACGUAACGCCUUGUUUUGCCGGUCGUGGAUUCCGGUGUCCGGUGAGAUCAGGGGUAUCUUGAUCAUCAUACACGGACUGAACGAGCAUAGUGGGAGAUAUGCUGAUUUUGCAAGGCAACUCAAUUCAUGUAACUUUGGGGUAUAUGCAAUGGACUGGAUAGGUCAUGGAGGGAGUGAUGGAUUGCAUGGAUACGUGCCUUCACUAGAUCUUGUUGUAGCAGAUACUGGAUCUUUCCUAGAGAAGAUUAAGCUAGACCACCCAGGAACACCAUGCUUUCUUUAUGGGCACUCAACAGGUGGAGCUGUGGUUUUAAAGGCUUCUACGUAUCCUUACAUUGAAGAACUACUGGAGGGAAUUAUACUCACUUCACCUGCGCUGCGUGUUAGUCCUUCACAUCCCAUAGUUGGCGCUGUAGCUCCAUUAUUUUCACUUCUAGCCCCAAAAUACCAAUUCAAAGGUGCCAACAAAAGGGGUAUACCAGUAUCUAGAGACCCUGCGGCACUUGUUGCCAAAUACAGCGACCCGUUAGUGUACACCGGGCCAAUGAGAAUCCGAACGGGCCAUGAAAUUCUUAGGAUCUCGUCUUACUUGACCCGUAACUUUAGGUCUGUGACGGUACCCUUUUUGGUCCUUCAUGGAAGUGCCGAUAAGGUAACGAAUCCACUUGGUUCUCAAGAUUUGUACCACGAGGCGGCUUCAAAGUACAAGCACUUGAAGUUGUAUGACGGGUUCUUGCAUGAUCUUCUCUUUGAACCCGAGCGUGAAGAAAUUGCACAGGAUAUUAUUGAUUGGAUGGUGAGGAAGCUAAGCUUUCAUCAUUCUUAAGAAGCGAAAAAUAUUAGGUAUUCAUUUAAAUGGUUUGUUAAAAAGAAUGUAUGUAUCUAUAUAUGUAUGUAUGUAUGUCUUCUUUUUCUAUGAAUUUGGAUUUUACGGAUUUGGUGUUUGAUAACAAGUGUAUGUUUAAUUGAGCCCUGAUGGUCCUUCAUCCAUUUUUUUAAA
This is a messenger RNA of Helianthus annuus (common sunflower), 1416 nucleotides long. Its product is annotated as monoacylglycerol lipase. Gene Ontology annotation, molecular function: lipase activity. Lineage: Eukaryota; Viridiplantae; Streptophyta; Magnoliopsida; Asterales; Asteraceae. The coding region runs from base 52 to 1242 and encodes 396 amino acids. Gene Ontology annotation, cellular component: membrane. The transcript is spliced from 7 exons. The record is from RefSeq and is a predicted model, not a curated record.